Annulohypoxylon truncatum is the source of this 2045-nucleotide messenger RNA. Its product is annotated as alpha/beta-hydrolase. The record is from RefSeq and is a predicted model, not a curated record. The transcript is spliced from 3 exons. The coding region runs from base 434 to 1597 and encodes 387 amino acids. NCBI's taxonomy places the organism in Eukaryota, Fungi, Ascomycota, Sordariomycetes, Xylariales, Hypoxylaceae. Gene Ontology annotation, molecular function: hydrolase activity.
CAAUUUGGUGGCUUCAAACCAAACCCUGUGAGCUCCGUUGAGACACUCAACCAUUCGUAAGCUAUCCUUUAAAGCAGCUGUUUUUUUAUCACUUCCAUAUACAAGGCCACGUAUUGUGCAUAGAUCUUCAGUGAUUUCUACCCAUGCUGGUGAUCCUCCGUAUGUAUAUGUGUCCGACGGAAUGAAUAUCCGGCUCCAAUGAGGUCCGGCUUAGAUGUUCGGCACAAUAUGUAGGUAUAUGUGCGAUGCGCCAUCUGGCCCCCUACGUCGCCAUAGAGCCUUAUCCUCGCUUUUCGGGCCCGGAGAUGGACCAGUUGCCCGACUUUUUAUAUAUAACAAGGCCCUGUGGCCUUGCGCAGCUUCUUCCUAACUUGCUAAGAGAACUGGCUACUCCUUUUAUUCAUCAUACACAAUUGCCAUCUCCUCCGCCCCCAUGGAUUUCAGUCAAUGGGGAACUCCCAGCAAGGAGUGGCUGUCCUUCGCGGCGGCUAACUCGGUAAUGCUGGGGAUCUCGGAAGACCACCUGCCGCCGCUAGUCCAGCAGACCAACGCCAACAAAGCGCGCGCGACGAUGUCAACGCACCUAUUCCAGAGCACGGGUCUCAGCAAGCUCGUCGCGACACAAGACCACGUAGUCCCGACCCGCGACGGCCAAUCCCUCACCGUGCGCAGCUACCGGCCGGUAUUGCUCGGCUCGAAGCCGCUGCCCGGCUACGUGUACUAUCACGGCGGCGGCUUCAUCUUCGGCGCGCCGGACACGGAGCUGUUCAACUGCGCGUGGCUCGCGCACUCGCUCUCCAUGGCCGUCGCGCACGUCUGCUACCGGCACACGCCGCAGGUCAAAGGGCUGACCCCCUGGCACGACGCCGUCGACGGCUUCGACUGGGUCGCCGCGCACGCGGACGCGCUCGGCAUCGACGCCUCGCGCAUCCUCGUCGGCGGCAUAUCGGCGGGCGGCUCGCUGACGGCGCACGUGGUGCAGACGGAGCUGCGGCGGGCGCGCGAGACGGGCGCGGCGAACCGCGUCAAGGGGCAGGUCCUCGGCAUCCCGACGCUGGUGCACUGGAAGGCGUUCCCGUGGCACCUCUUCGCCGGCAGGGAGAAGACGUCCGUGGUGCAGUGCAAGGACGCCGCGAUCCUGAACGGGAGGCGGCUGGAGUUGUAUUCCGCGCUCCUCGGCGACGAGACCGACCCCUCCAACCUGACGUGGAGCCCGGCGCUCGCCGCCGAGGAGGAUCUGAAGGGGAUGCCGCCGACGGCUUUCCUCGUCACGGGCUGGGAUCCGCUGAGGGACGAGGCGCUGUGGUACGCUACGAAGUUGAAGAAUGCCGGCGUGCGGACAAACGUCCACAUAUUCCCAGGCCUGCCGCAUGUCUUCUACGCAUUCAUGCAACUGCCAUCGCACAAACGCUGGAACGAAGCCAUGCUCGCUUGCAUGCGUUGGGCGGUAGCUGAUGAAGAUGGAUGGAUCGUCGAGAACCCUCCUGUUAUGCCGCCGUUUAUGGAGGGUGCUGCAGCUGCUACCAGUUCAACGGACCCGGUCACUGCUGGUGCCUCCGAGUCAGACGCGGUAGUAAAUCCGGGCAAUAGCCUUUAAGCAGGAGUAACGCUACCUCAGAUGGUUCUAUAGAUCUAUUAUAUCUAGUACCUAGAUCACCUUGAAUUGAAGUGAAAUAUUAUAUCUUUGAUAUCCAAUUUGAAGAUUACGUAGACAUUAUGAUCUUGAUUCUUCAGGGAUUGUACUGGGGCUAUUCUUAGAGGCAACAUUCAGAAUCAGAUUCAACAAUCCGAGAUUCCAACAUGCUCUUAGGUAUUACGUCAAUCCUGAACUGUAUACAUACCUACAUCACUCUUUGCUCUCGAAUAUCAAUAGCUGUCUAGCUUCUUUAGAAAUCUGCCUUCUUUUAAGUCUUCCUAGUCUCUCAAUACGGAGUGCCCUAUAACACUUCGAGUGAUAUCAUUUGACCUUCGUUCGUAAGCCUUCCGAAUAGAUGAGUUCAUUAUCUCUGCAGGUUAUUUAGCUCACUAAAUAGCAUUUUCACAAC